This is a messenger RNA of Caenorhabditis angaria, 360 nucleotides long. The record is from the annotation of a GenBank genome assembly. Lineage: Eukaryota; Metazoa; Nematoda; Chromadorea; Rhabditida; Rhabditidae.
AUGAUAUUAGCUAUUUAUGGCAUAUUCUUUGAAAUAUUCUCAGUUAUCCUAACUUGUCUCACAAUUCAGCGAUUAAAGAAAUUCACAACAGAUCAUGAAAAGAAGUUGAUAAUUGUGACGUCAUCGCACACUUUCAUCGCUUUCGUUUAUAUUAAUUACGAGCUUGCAAUGGUCUUCAAGUUUACUGGCCCAUUUUUUCAACUUAUUCUUGAUUAUCACACGACUGUUGGCUAUUUGUUUUUGUGUUUUAUUUUUUGCACGAUUUUGAUUGCUGAUUCGAGAGUUAGGAAGGAUUUUGUGAGCGUGUUUAGGAUGAGAAAUGAGCAUGUUGUGAUGGCGGUUUGGAGUUCGGAUACUUGA